Messenger RNA from Hordeum vulgare subsp. vulgare (domesticated barley), 2189 nucleotides. RefSeq names its product peptidyl-prolyl cis-trans isomerase FKBP62-like. The coding region runs from base 72 to 2024 and encodes 650 amino acids. Gene Ontology annotation, biological process: protein peptidyl-prolyl isomerization. Gene Ontology annotation, cellular component: cytoplasm. Lineage: Eukaryota; Viridiplantae; Streptophyta; Magnoliopsida; Poales; Poaceae. The transcript is spliced from 12 exons. The record is from RefSeq and is a predicted model, not a curated record. Gene Ontology annotation, molecular function: peptidyl-prolyl cis-trans isomerase activity; protein binding.
UCGCAAGGCGCACACGCUGCAAACACUCCCUUCUCCAAGCUCCCACAUCCCGCACCCGAAAUCCCGAAGAAAUGGACGACGACCUCGGCCUCGGCUUCCCGGGGGCCGGCGGCUACGACGCCAUGGCCGGAUCCGCCACCGACGACGAGGAGGACGACCAGGCCAUGAAGAGCCUCUACGCCGGCGCGGCCCCGGCCCCCGCGGAGGAGGAGGAGGAGAUCGACGAGGGGUACGCCGUCGCGGCGAUGAAGGCGGGGGAGGAGAGGGGGGUCGGGAAGGAGGGCCUCCGGAAGAGGCUGGUGAGGGAGGGCGAGGGGUCGCAGCUCCCCGGCGCCGGCGACGAGGUCGAAGUGCACUACACGGGCACGCUGGCCGACGGCACCAACUUCGACUCCAGCCGGGAUCGCGGCGCCCCCUUCAGGUUCACCCUCGGCCGAGGCCAAGUUAUAAAGGGAUGGGAUUUGGGCAUCAAAACAAUGAAGAGGGGCGAGAAUGCUAUUUUCACCAUCCCACCAGAGCUUGCAUAUGGUGAGGAUGGCUCCCCUCCAGUCAUCCCUCCAAAUGCGACGCUGCAGUUUGAUGUUGAGCUUCUCUCAUGGGCAAGUGUCAAGGACAUUUGCAAAGAUGGCAGCAUAUUUAAGAAGAUACUAGCUGAAGGCGAGAAGUGGGAGAAUCCCAAAGACCGUGAUGAAGUUUUUGUUAAAUAUGAGGCAAGGCUUGAGGAUGGGACUCUUGUUACAAAAUCUGAUGGCGUUGAGUUCACUGUGAAAGAAGGGCAUUUCUGCCCUGCUGUAUCGAAGGCUAUCAAGACAAUGAAGAAGAAUGAGAAGGCCCUCCUUACAGUCAAACCACAAUAUGGCUUUGGUGGGCAAGGCAGGCCAGCUUCUAGAGGCGAAGCUGCAGUCCCCCCUAAUGCUAUGUUGCAAAUUGAUCUUCAGUUGGUGUCCUGGAAGACAGUCACUGAGAUAGGCAAUGACAAGACGAUUCUGAAAAAGAUCCUCCAGGAGGGUGAAGGCUAUGAUCGUCCCAAAGAUUGUUCAACUGUCAAAGUGAAACUUAUUGGGAAGUUGGAUGAUGGCACCAUGUUUGUAAAGAAAGGUCAUGAUGGGGAAGAGCCAUUUGAGUUCAAGACUGAUGAGGAUCAGGUGAUUGAUGGGCUUGACAAAGCAGUGCUUAGCAUGAAGAAAGGAGAAGUUGCCUUUGUGACUAUUCCCCCAGAGCAUGCGUUUGGAUCGGAUGAAACAAAGCAUGAUCUAGCUAUUGUUCCUCCUAACACAACUGUUUAUUAUGACAUUGAACUUGUGUCCUUUGAUAAGGAGAAAGAAUCAUGGGAGAUAAAAGAUAAUGCUGAGAAGAUUGAAGCAGCUGCUAAGAAGAAAGAUGAAGGGAAUGUGUGGUUUAAGAUGGGCAAGUAUUCCAGGGCUUCUAAGAGAUACGGAAAGGCUUUGGAUUUCAUAGAGUAUGAAAGCUCCUUUAGUGAAGAAGAGAAACAGUUGUCCAAACCACUCAAGUUGAGCUGCAAGCUCAAUAAGGCUGCAUGCAAACUCAAACUUAAAGACUACAAGGAAGCGAAGGAACUGUGUACCAAGGUGCUGGAAAUGGACAGCACAAAUGUGAAGGCCUUGUAUAGAAGGGCGCAGGCACACAUGCAUCUUGUUGAUCUUGAUUUGGCAGAGCUGGAUAUCAAGAGAGCACUGGAAAUAGAUCCAGAGAACAGGGAUGUAAAGAUGGGCUAUCGGAGGUUAAAGGAGAAGGUCAAGGAGUACGAGAGAAGAGAUGCCAAAUUCUACGGCAACAUGAUCGACAAGCUGAGUAAGCUGGAAGAUGAUGAGGGCUGCAGGAGCAGCCAGGGGCCAAGCAAGAAGCCUCGCGGCCUGUGGCCUCUGGCGCCGUUUUUCACGACCGAUGGCAGCAAGCUGUGGCUGGUCCUAAGGCUACUGAUCCCCGUGAUGAUAUUGGUCGCGCUUUGUGUCGCUUACUACGUGCAGGGCGGAGUUCAUGAAAUAGACUGCAUGAACUGUUGAUGCGUUGAUUGCUAUGCCCGGGUUCGCCUAGUGUUCUGCUUCCGUGUCAUGUCGUGGUGGGUCGAUUGCAUGCUCAUGGUAAAUAUAUUUGUUCUCUUGACUGUGUCUUGCAUGAACAAUCAUUUUAUGCUGGUCAAUGUUCAUUGUGCAUCUGUUUUGCUGUGA